Molecule: messenger RNA, 1581 nt
Organism: Clupea harengus (Atlantic herring)
Lineage: Eukaryota; Metazoa; Chordata; Actinopteri; Clupeiformes; Clupeidae
Gene: fank1
Product: fibronectin type III and ankyrin repeat domains 1
Biological process (GO): regulation of apoptotic process
Cellular component (GO): nucleus
Molecular function (GO): protein binding
Source: RefSeq, a predicted model, not a curated record
AAUAGACGUAAACGUAAAGUAGUAGAGACACGUCAAAUGCAUGCAUUUUAUACAGCGCAUGCAUGCACGCAAACAUAGACACAUACACACACAAGAGAAAGUUUGUAGCGUACGUCAUAGACAUUGUAUACUAUGUCUAUGGCGUAGUAUACUAUGUCUAUGGCGUACGUAUUGUGUGGGGUCCACACAUGUUCCUAUAGCAACUGCAAUCAGCUGGUGAGCAAUGAUGUGCACUGGCGACCACUGGCCAAGCCAAGCCAGUGGAGAAAGGAAGCUAAAGGCUACUCUCAGAAACAGGGCUUUAUGGAGAAACAAGACAGGUGUAGACCCUCUUGCCCUGUUUCACUGGUCAUCAGUGAUGUCAGUCAUCAUAGUAUUGAACUGACCUGGGGGAAGGAGGAGAGGGAGGAGCGUGUGGGAUCGCCUGAGGAAUGGACAUGCUUCACCCUGGAGGAGGAGAAACCCAGAGGGCACAGCUAUGUUGCAGUCUAUGUUGGCUAUGGCACACAGCACACAGCCGAAGGUCUGCAAGCCAGCACUCUGUACCGCUUCAGACUGAAGGCAGCCUGUCCUUCAGGGGAGACCAUCUGUGGUCCAGUCCUGUCUGCGUCUACAGCACGUGAGCCAGUGAAUGGCAGGAACCUGCACCAGGCCGUACUAAUGAACGACGAAGAGGAGUUGAGCAGGGUGCUGCAGUCUAGGAUGGUAAAUGUGAAUGUCCCUGACAGACUGGGCUUCACCCCAGUCAUGGUGGCAGCCAUGAGAGGAUCCUUAAGCUUGGUCCACAUUCUGCUGCAGCAUGGCGCUGAUGUCAACAUGACCAAUGGCAGUGGGAAGAACAGUCUGAUGCUAGCAUGUUUCUGUGGGCACCUGGAGGUUGUGCGGUACCUGCGUAACUGUGGCGUGCCGUGGAGUUGCAUGGACAGGGUUGGCUGCACAGCACUGCACUGGGCCACAGAUGGCGGCCAUCUGCCUGUUUUACAGCACCUCUUACAGGAUGGCUGCAAGGUGGAUGUGAGGGACAGGGUGUCCAACUGGACCCCCUUAAUGAGGGUGUCUGCUGUUAGUGGGGAUGCUGAGAUGGCUGCCCUCCUUAUAAGAGCUGGAGCUGACGUCAAUGUCAAAGACCGGGAUGGCAAGACACCACUAAUGGUAGCAGUGCUAAACAACCAUGAGGAGUUGGUCAAGCUCUUACUGGAGAAUGGAGCUGAUAAACAUGCCAAAAAUGGGUUUGGAUUAGGUGCCAUAGAAAUGGCAAAGUCUUUUGAGCGAAAGAACAUCCUCCGGCUGCUCACAGGAACGAAGACUGAUUAGAGGAUUUUUUUUAACAUGGAAGAAUCCUGACAUAUCAAUGAGACCCUUCAUCACGAAGCAAAUGAUGGCAGUUUCAUAGUCAGUUUUACUAAUAUGCUGAAAUCUGAUCGUUUAAAAUCUGUGCAUCAACAUUGACAACUAUGUAUGGUACGUUUUUACAUGUUCAUUUAUCAAAGGUUUAUUGUACAAAAAAAGACCUUGAUAAUGUGUUCACCUGUAACACAGUCGACGAGGAAAUAAAUCAGAGCACAUAGAAAUACAGCAAGA